AUGAACCCUCGUGAACAGUCCGACAUGCCUCCGGCGCCUUCGUACCCGUCUCCCAACGGUGCGCAAAUGGCCCAGGGCGUGCCAUCUUAUUAUGGCAACCGCCAGAUGACCACCGACGAACUGCUUUCUGCUGAACUGUCGCGUGAGGCCUCAGGCCCUGGGCUCGGUGAAACCAACAACGGCGUUCAUCAUGGCCAAUCGAUGGUGCUGGCAUAUGCUUCAAUUCCCCCUAGUCAACAGGUUGGCGUCGAUCCGAAUCACGACUUGAGCUAUGGCGAGCAGAGCGCGCGCAAGCGAUCGAAGAUCUCGAGAGCUUGCGACGAAUGUCGGCGAAAGAAGGUUCGAUGCGACGCAAACUCGGAAACUGGCCUUGAGACAUGCUCUAACUGUCGCCGUCUCGGUGUGGUGUGUCAGUUCAGUCGCGUCCCGAUGAAACGGGGCCCCAGCAAAGGUUACAUCAAAGAACUUGCCGAACGUCUUCAUACCCUCGAAAACCAGAUGCAGCCAGGAAUUGUUCAACCCGACGUGCCAUACCAAUCCAUGAAUGAGGUGUCUCUCCCGAGAGGGUACCAGGAUUUCGCAUCGCCGGAGGAAUCAACCUCCGGAGCUCGGAAGAGAACUUACUCGGUAUUCGAGGGCUUGCCCAGCUCCUCCUUUGCGCAGCCUUCGUUCAAUGCCCGUGUCUCGCAUAAUGCCUUCGAUGGACCCGAGACACCGGCCGACCCAUACAACCCAGCUGUAGCCAGCGGUAGCGCACCGAAACCUGGCAAUCUCUUCUGGAGCGCGACAAGCCAUGAGAACGAUCUCCCAAGCGGGCUUGAGAUGACGGAUUUGCCAAAGCAUGAAGGUGAUGACGAUAUGACACCGGUCACUCUUGAUGAGGGUGCUCUUGAUGCUUAUUAUCAGAAGAUCCACACCUUCCUUCCAAUUCUGCCCCAUACCAAGGAGCGAACAUUGGAGCUUCUGCACCAGUGCAACCGCGAAGCACAGGAGAUCUUCUGCUAUGCACUGUACAGUGUCACUCGGACUGACUUGUCGCGCGUGGCGAGUAAUUUCGAGAAGAUCAAUGGGUUUGAUAAUGCCCAGGAUCUCCUCAUGUUCCACACUCGUCAGCCAUUGAUCAUCCAAUCGACCUCUGUCAAUCUGAUCUGGUUGCAAUCUCUUCUCUUGAUGAUCAUCGACUGUGACACCCGUGGACCUGACAACUUUGUUCUGAAAGACGGUGUGCCCAAGGGUACACUGGUUCAGGCAGCCAAUAAGCUCGGAUAUGACUUGGCCAGGAGCCAAGGUCAACUGAAGACCAAACGAUCGUCCGAUUUCGAUGUCGACUCCGACGCCAAUCUCGUCAGGCGCAACUGGGUUUCUUUGGCCAUUCUGGGCCGCUGGUACGCUAUGAGUGUGGCGGAUCCUACUGUGCUGGGAAGUUAUGAGAUCGGUGGCCGUGAAGAUGAAAGGGUCGUUGGCCAAAUCGCAAAUGGAAUUGCCUCUUACUCGACAUUCAUUUCGGACACGGUCUCUUUGGCCACUGUCGACCACAACAUCUGCCAGACCAACUCCGGCCUCGGCCGUAUCAUAGGCUCGAACCUAGUCGCGUCCCUCGAGCGUCUCGCACAAAUGGAGGACAUAUUCCAGAUCCACGAGCUCCCCGAGAACUCAACCACUCGCCCGCUCUACGAGAGCCUGCAAGCCCAACUCUACUGGACCGUCCGCCUGCUCAUCAAGCGCCACGUCUACGUCUACAGCCCAUCCGAGAUCAUCUUCUGCGCACAGGAAAUCAUCAACGAGAUGCACAAGUCAACCAUGCAGUCCCGUCUCGCAUCGCCCUUCGACCUGCACAGUCUCGCCCUGGCAGCAAUGACCCUCCUCGAGGCCACCGUUCUCCCCGAACACGCGAACGAAUGCUGGGCGGCUCUCGAAAAGCUGGAAGAAAUCCUCGACCGUCGCUCCAAGCGCGGCGCAGAAGGCGGCGAAUUCAGCAACAUCUUCGGCACCCCGGAAUGGGACUCUAAGAUCCGCAUCUUCCUCGAAUGGCGUCGCAUCAAGUCCCAGGAAUCCCAGCUGCAGGAAGCUGAGGCCGGUGCUAACGUGAAGUCCCAGCAGCCUGUCAUGGGCCCGAACGAGCAGCGCUCCCUGCAGCACCUUGCUGACCUGGCUGUCGGCGCCGAGGGCUCGGUUGGCCAGAACGCGCCGUCUACGCCCCCGCCUGGUCUUGCUAAUGAGCAGCACGAGUCGGAGUCGAAUCUCGCUCCGCAGUUGGCGCAGGCGCAGGGUGGGACUGGCCGUGUUGUCGUUGACUUCACUAUGCUCACCAAGGAGGGAUAUCUGAAUGUUUUCUCGGGAUUGAUCUACCGUCGGACCCGUUAA
Penicillium bovifimosum is the source of this 2364-nucleotide messenger RNA. Its product is annotated as putative C6 finger domain protein. Gene Ontology annotation, molecular function: zinc ion binding; DNA-binding transcription factor activity, RNA polymerase II-specific. The coding region runs from base 1 to 2364 and encodes 787 amino acids. The transcript is spliced from 6 exons. Gene Ontology annotation, biological process: regulation of DNA-templated transcription. The record is from RefSeq and is a predicted model, not a curated record. NCBI's taxonomy places the organism in Eukaryota, Fungi, Ascomycota, Eurotiomycetes, Eurotiales, Aspergillaceae.